AUGGCAGUCUUAGUAACAAGUCUCAUUCCCAUCUGGAGAACAGCAAUGGAUGCUACCAUCACCAACAAGUGCCUUUCUUUGUGGUUUGGCUUCUUGUGCAUCCUUGUUAUCCUCUUCUUGCAGUUUCCUUUCACCAAACUGAAUGCUGACUUCACCUGUGAUAGCAUAAGAAACAGCAUCUGCACAAAGGCCUGGUUUAACAAACAGUUCCAAAAACCCAUGUUGGUAGCCUGGAAUUUUAUUUUCUUCUUGGUUGUCAUCUCUGUCUUGCUCAUGGAGCUGUUCACUUCCCACUUUCGGUCAAUGGCCUCAAAGAAGAGCUCCCAGAUGUAGGCAGACGUGGAACUGGAGGGUCUGUAAGAGGAGGAGCCUCGGGUUGUGGCUAAAGACCCCAAUGGCAGGAUAUUUUUAGAUCUCCACAAAGACAGGGGCUCUGUGGGUGUUUACCCGCUCAGCAUUGUUCUGCAUAUUCUGAUUAAAGCCUGGUUUGUGUAUGUUCUACUUUACUGGAAUCUUCCAACACUGAGCAAUGCUCCAUACAAAUGCAAUGCAAAAAUCUGCCCACAGCUGCAUGUGUGUGUUGUUAGGGCGGCACCAGAGAAACACAUGUCUUUUUAUGCCUUGGCCUCUAUCUCUGUUAUGAUUAUUGUAUGUUCAGUCUGA
Molecule: messenger RNA, 663 nt
Organism: Melanotaenia boesemani (Boeseman's rainbowfish)
Lineage: Eukaryota; Metazoa; Chordata; Actinopteri; Atheriniformes; Melanotaeniidae
Gene: gjz1
Source: RefSeq, a predicted model, not a curated record